AUGAUCCGCCUCUGGGCGAAGGUCAGCAAUCGGACGGACUGGCGGUGUCCUUUCCUGAUUGCCAACAUUAAACUGUCCUCGUUUUCUUUCUUUUUUUCAGGACUGCUUCUUGUCCUCUUGGGUAGCCUUGCAACGGCCGCGCAGAUGAUUGUGGAGGAAGUAUUUCUGAAGAAACACGGUUUUCACGCCCUGCACGUGGUCGGCAUGGAGGGAUUCUUUGGAAUGUUCGUCAUGGGUUUCGUAAGUUGUCCUCUCUACACCGCCAGGUGGAGUUCUACAGACACAUCUCUUUGA
Messenger RNA from Dibothriocephalus latus, 294 nucleotides. Lineage: Eukaryota; Metazoa; Platyhelminthes; Cestoda; Diphyllobothriidea; Diphyllobothriidae. The record is from the annotation of a GenBank genome assembly.